GACAGACAGAAUAGGAGGACACACAGCCAGACAGCACUUACAGGGAGAAAGCUGAUCCCAGUGACAUAGCCCAGCGACAGAACAGCACCGCUCUCCUUCCCUCUCAUCAUUCCACACACAUGGACACAUAACGGUGGGAUUCAGGGACGCUCGCCCUACAUGCUGUGUGUUCUACAGAUACAUUCUGCACUAUGGCAAGGUGGAUUUUAUCACUGGAUUGGUGGAAAGCCUCUUUAUUUCUGCUAUUUCUGCAAGAGCUUCACACAGUAAGAACAGCUUCUCAUGUGAAUAUUCUAGAAGCUCUGGAACUCCGAGAAGGCAGCAGAGGAGUAACACUUGCGUCAGGACUUUGCACACAGCGGCAGGGGAUCGAGGAGACGGAUAUUGCUUACCGAUUAGAGAACAGAACACACUUCAGUGCUCCCACCAAGCAGCUAUUCCCAGAUGGAACUUUCCCUGAGGACUUCUCUAUACUCAUCACUCUGAGGGCCAAAAAAGGAGCUCAGUUCUUCAUAUUCUCUAUUUAUAAUGAGCAUGGAGUCCAGCAGCUUGGUGUGGAGAUAGGGCGUUCCCCUGUGUUUUUAUAUGAAGACCAAAAUGGCAAACCAAGCCCCGAAAACUACCCUUUCUUCAAAAAGAUCAACUUGGCUGAUGGCAAGUGGCACCGGAUAGCAUUUAGCGUGGAAGGGAAAAACAUGACGAUGAUUAUUGACUGUGACAAGAUGCAGAGCCACACGCUGGACCGGAGCACUAAUCCCAUCAUCAGCACAGAAGGAGUGACUCUCUUAGGGACCAGACUGCUCGACGAAGAAGUGUUUGAGGGGGAUAUCCAACAAUUAAUGGUGGUGCCAGACCCCAGAGCUGCCUUUGACUAUUGCACCCAUUACAUGCCCAGCUGUGAGUCUGCCCUGAUCUACGCCAUACAUGCUGAAGACCCUGAAUUUCCUGAAGAGAGCAAUCAAGAAACUAAGCCAAGAAAAAAAGGCAAGAAAGGGAAAGGCAAAAAAAAGGACAGGAAGGGCAAAAAGAAGAAGAGAAAAUCUGUCGUUGAGGAGACAGAACCCAGUCUCAGCACUAUCAUGGCUGUUACACAAGGAUAUACUACCUCAUCAAUUACACCAGCAGUCACUAUCGUCACGACAGAGACAAGAAAAAAUACCCAUCUCAGAGAAGAGGACCCUUUAUCUGAUUACGAUGACUAUUACUAUACUCCAUCGCCUGAAGAUGUCACAGUAUCAACAGUUAUAGCGAACUUCACUGAUAUGGAUAACGAGGAAAUGUCAGAGAUGUAUAUUUUUGGAGGAGAAGAGGAGAACAACACAAGAGGGAAUGACUAUGAGUUCAGCGAGUAUGACGAUGAUGAUUAUGAAGAAAGGCGGAGGAGAUAUGGACCUGUAGAACGUGGUGAAGUGGAAACUCAAGAAUCUAAACCACAGGAAGUGAGUUUGAAAGGAGAGAAAGGAGAACCAGCCAUCUUGGAACCUGGAACUCUGAUUCAAGGGCCACGUGGAAACCCAGGUUACCCGGGAGAUCCAGGGACUGCUGGGCCAGUUGGGCCCCCUGGGCCACGUGGAGAUCCAGGUGAGAGGGGGCCUCCUGGGCGACCUGGUCUUAAUGGAGCUGAUGGUAUCCGAGGACCUCCAGGGAAUACUGUGAUGCUCCCUUUCCAGUUUGGAGGGGAUUCAGGCCUACAGACAGUGUCUUUCCAGGAAGCACAGGCACAGUCCAUCUUACAGCAAGCAAAAUUGGCUAUGAAAGGACCCCCUGGUCCAACUGGGAUGACGGGACGUUCAGGCCCACUCGGUCCUCCUGGAGCAGAAGGUCCAAAAGGUGACUAUGGGGAUCCAGGACCUCCAGGUGCUCGGGGCUUCCAAGGUAUCCCAGGAUCUCCCGGAAAGCUUGGCAAAAGAGGGCGCUCUGGAGCAGAUGGUGCUCGUGGUGUUCCAGGAGAAACUGGAAUGAAGGGUGAUCGGGGUUUUGAUGGUUUGCCAGGACUCCCAGGAGAAAAUGGUCACAAGGGAGAAGUAGGUGGCCAAGGUCCUGCUGGUCCUCAUGGAAAGGAUGGGGAAAAGGGUUCUGCUGGACCACCGGGGCCUGCGGGUUCUCCAGGAGAAGCAGGUGCUCGAGGUUUGGUUGGCCCCCGUGGGUCCCUUGGACCUCCUGGUCAGCAAGGAGUGAAUGGAAUUGAUGGUGCUCAAGGCCCAAAAGGAAAUCAGGGUAUCCAAGGAGAGGCAGGACCUAAUGGGCAGCAAGGAACUCCAGGACCCCAUGGGCUGCCCGGACCUCAAGGUUCCAUUGGAUUGCCUGGGGAGAAGGGCCCUCCAGGAAAGUCAGGAAUCCCAGGACUGGCUGGAUCAGAUGGACCACCUGGGCAUCCAGGAAGGGAAGGGCCGGCUGGUGAGAAGGGAAUUCAGGGUCCACCAGGCGCUCCGGGCCCAAUAGGUUACCCUGGCACACGUGGCGUUAAGGGAGCCUUUGGCGUAAGAGGGCCAAAGGGAAGCAAAGGGGAGAAGGGCGAAGAUGGAUUUCCAGGUGUUAAAGGAGACAUGGGAAUCAAAGGAGACAGGGGGGACUCUGGUCCUCUUGGAGUACGUGGAGAGGAUGGUCCUGAGGGGCCAAAAGGGCAGGCUGGACCCCUUGGUGAAAUAGGACAAUUGGGGGUACCUGGUGAUAAGGGAAAGCUGGGUGUACCAGGACUUCCCGGAUAUCCAGGCCGUCAGGGUGCCAAGGGUUCUACUGGCUUUGCAGGACCAUUGGGAACAAUUGGAGAGAAAGGCAAGAGGGGGAGAGCUGGACAAGCUGGACCACCAGGUCAACGAGGCCCUACAGGCAUUCGUGGAGAGCGAGGUCAAAGAGGACCAACAGGAAAACCAGGUCCUAAAGGGGACAGUGGCAAUGAUGGAGUUCCUGGCAGUAUGGGUGACAAGGGACCUUCAGGUCCUCAGGGGCCUACUGGUUUUGCAGGACCCAAAGGGCCUCCGGGACCAUCUGGGAAGGAUGGGUUACCUGGACAUGCUGGGCAGCGAGGAGAGCCAGGAUUUCAAGGCAAAACAGGACUUCCAGGGCCAGUUGGAGUUGUGGGGCCACAGGGCAAAUCUGGAGAAAUAGGGCCUAUGGGUGAGAGAGGUCACCCAGGAGCUCCAGGAUCACCAGGGGAACAUGGAUUGCCUGGGGCAGCUGGAAGGGAAGGGGCAAAGGGAGACCCUGGUCCAACUGGUAUUCCAGGAAAAAAUGGACCACAAGGAUUAAGAGGGUUUCCAGGGUCCAGAGGUGUUGCAGGAGAAGCUGGUCCAGCUGGAUUGAAAGGAGGGGAAGGGCCACCUGGAGCAUCGGGUGCAACGGGGCCCACAGGUGAACGUGGUCCUUCUGGACCAGCAGGUGGCAUUGGGCUUCCAGGUCGGCAAGGAGGCCAGGGACCAUCAGGACCAGCUGGUGAAAAAGGGAACCCGGGAGAGAAAGGGCCUAUGGGACCAGCAGGACAUGAUGGAGGACAGGGCAGCAUUGGACCUCCAGGAUCUGCUGGCCCCCCUGGGCCUGCAGGUGACGACGGAGACAAGGGUGAAUUGGGAGGACCUGGACAGAAAGGAAGCAAAGGAGAUAAGGGUGACCAUGGACCUCCAGGACCAAUUGGAAUUCAGGGACCAAUAGGACACCCUGGACAAGCAGGUCAAGAUGGAGAACCUGGCAAGAGAGGUCAGCAAGGAAUGUAUGGACAGAAAGGGGAUGAAGGCUACAGAGGGUUUCCUGGUGUGGCAGGUCCAAGAGGACUUCAGGGCAUGCCUGGGCCACCAGGAGAAAAGGGAGAGAGUGGACAUGUUGGACCAAUGGGCCCACCAGGUACUUCAGGUCCUAGAGGGCCACAAGGUCCUAGUGGUGGUGAGGGAGUUCAAGGAUUGCCUGGUGGGACAGGACAGCCUGGAGCCGUGGGAGAAAAGGGAGAAUCAGGGGAAUCUGGAGACCCAGGCCAAACUGGAGAACAAGGACCUCCUGGAACCAAAGGUGAUGUUGGAGAAAAGGGAGAAUCAGGGCCUUCAGGGGCAGCUGGGGCUCCUGGAAAGAAAGGCCGUCCAGGAGAAGAUGGACCCAAAGGAAACAUGGGACCUAUUGGCUUUCCUGGAGACUCAGGACAACGGGGAGAAGCUGGCGUACCGGGUGUGGAUGGGGUGCCUGGAGAAAAAGGGGAUGGCGGAGAAAGUGGAAAUGCUGGUCCUUCUGGGCCAUCGGGAGAACCUGGGCCUACAGGUCCACCAGGUCGAAGGGGGCCACUUGGACCAGCUGGAAAAGAAGGCAGACAGGGUGAAAAGGGAACAAAGGGAGAAGUUGGAGGAGAAGGACAGCCUGGAAAGACAGGACCAGUGGGGCCACAAGGAUCUCCUGGAAAACCAGGAUCAGAAGGUCUGAGGGGCAUCCCAGGACCUGCUGGUGAACCAGGACUGUUGGGACCACCUGGACAGACCGGACCACCUGGACCCAUGGGCCCUGCAGGAUUACCAGGCCUUAAAGGAGAUCCAGGUUUUAAGGGUGAUAAGGGUCAUGCUGGAUUGAUCGGUUUAAUUGGACCUCCAGGUGAAAUGGGAGAGAAAGGAGACAAAGGACCACCUGGAAUCCAGGGAGUACCAGGUCCCAAAGGUGACUCUGGGCCUACUGGACCUGCAGGACCAAAUGGACCACCAGGACUUAGUGGCUUAUUGGGCCCUUCAGGCCAGAAAGGCUCAAAAGGAGCUCCGGGCCCACUGGGACUAAAGGGAGAUCCAGGAGCAGCAGGACCUGCUGGGCCCCCAGGUUCACCUGCUCAGUUCAUACAGCCUCUGCCAUACGAGGGAACUAGGAAAAGGCGUAGGCAGUCAGAGGGAGAACAGGCAGAUCAGGGCCUCGCUGAUUACAUGAAUGACAAGGUCGAGGAGGUAGAAGCUGCAAUCGUUUCCAUAAAAAGAGACUUAGAACACAUGAGGCGGCCUGUAGGAUCCCAGGAGAGCCCUGCAAGAACCUGCAAGGAACUUCAGAUGUGCCACUCAAAUUUGAAGGAUGGAGAAUACUGGAUUGAUCCAAACCAGGGAUGUAACCGUGAUGCCUUCAGAGUGUUCUGCAAUUUCACAGCAGGAGGAGAAACCUGUCUCUAUCCAGACAAAAAGUUCGAGUCGGUGAAAAUUGCAGCGUGGAAUAAAGAAACCCCAGGAGAAUGGUACAGCUCCUUUAAACGAGGAAAGAAGUUCCACUACAUUGAUGCCGAUGGAAACCCUGUACAUGUAGUGCAGAUGACCUUCCUCAAGCUGCUCAGUGCUGUAGGACGGCAACAGUUUGCGUAUAAUUGCCAGCAAUCUGCUGCAUGGUUUGACAUGUCACAGGGAAACCACAACAGGGCGAUGAAGUUCAAAGCAGACAAUGACGAGGAGCUAACACACAGUCGCACACCACAACUCAGGGCAAUAUAUGAUGGGUGCAUGUUUCGGAAAGGCAUUGAAAGGACCAUGCUGGAGAUAAACACCUUCAAAGUGGAACAAUUACCCCUCAGGGAUGUGGCUGUCAGUGACUUCGGAGACAAUAACCAAAAGUUUGGCUUUGAAUUAGGGCCUGUCUGCUUUAAUGGUUAAUCAUUUUGACUCCAAAAAUAAAACCACCUGUUGACACGCAAGAGAAGCCGAUUUUGUUUUUCUCGCCAUAUGGACCAAAAGAAAAUUCCACCACUUCAUUGGCAAGGAUUUAGCUUGACAAUUUUCCCUUCUUUUUAUUUUGUAUUAUAUAUUUUAUGUUUGGACAUCUGCAUAAGACCACAAAUUUGUCUUUAGCAAAAGGUCCACUUUUUCCCCCCUAAACACGGAUAUAACACAA
Xenopus laevis (African clawed frog) is the source of this 5829-nucleotide messenger RNA. It is a transcript of the gene col5a3.S, whose product is annotated as collagen type V alpha 3 S homeolog. Bases 192 to 5591 code for a protein of 1799 amino acids. Lineage: Eukaryota; Metazoa; Chordata; Amphibia; Anura; Pipidae. Gene Ontology annotation, molecular function: extracellular matrix structural constituent; extracellular matrix structural constituent conferring tensile strength. Gene Ontology annotation, biological process: extracellular matrix organization. Gene Ontology annotation, cellular component: extracellular matrix; extracellular region. The record is from RefSeq and is a predicted model, not a curated record. The transcript has 66 exons.